GCUGUGAUUGGUCGGAUCUCAGCAGGUCCCGCCCACGGGUGGUGCUUCGAACCUUCUGUAUGUCUGGAGCGUCGCGUUCAACCAGUGUUGAGUUUAGAGGGUCUCUCUCUACCGGGGUGACAGGUCUGACCACAGGAGCACCGAGAGGAAGUACCUGCAGUUUGAAUUAUAAUCACAAUAAAACCGAAGAAAAAUACAAAAACAACCCGACACUUUUCGUCGUUUCACCACUGGAUACGGAGCUCUAACUUUGGGGGUUUGGAUUAACUUACUCUUCUUCUUCUCUUUUUAAAUUUGCUUUGGACGACAAACACACGCACGCACACACGUACACGCACACAUACACACAAACUCAUCGAAGACAAUGGGAUCCCAGGCAUCCAAGGGAGACGUGGCCGCGGAGGCGAACGCCGCCACCGCUGAUGCUGCAGCUGUCAAAACCAACGGACAGGAGAACGGACACGUGAAGACAAACGGCGACAUCUCCGCGAAGCCCGACGGGGACACCGCCGCCACCAACGGCUCGGCCGACGCGGCCAAGGAGCCCAAAGCCGCCGCCGGAGGGGACGCCAUCGAGCCGGCGCCCGCCGCGGACGGCGAGGCGGCGAAGACCGAGGGCGGCGACGCCGCGACCAAGGAGACCCCCAAGAAGAAGAAGAAGAAGUUCUUCCUGAAGAAGUCCUUCAACUUCAAACUGAACCUGAAGAAGACCAAGAAGAGCGAGGCGGUCAAGGAGGAGGAGGCGCCCGCCGCCGAGGAGAAGCCCGCCGAGAACGGAGCCGCCGCUCCGGCGGAGGAGAAGAAGGACGAGAAGAAGGACGAGAAGAAGGACGAGAAGAAGGACGAGGAGAAGGACGAGGAGAAGGAGGAGGAGAAGAAGGAGGAGAAGAAAGAGGAGAAGAAAGAAGAGGCGAAAGAGGAGGCUGCCGCCGAGGCCCCGAAGGCAGAGGAGGCGCCCGCCAAAGAGGAGGCGCCCAAGGAGGCGGCUGCCCCGACCCCCGAGGCCACGAAACCGACGGAGGAGAGCAGCUCGACCCCGGCUCCCUCUGAAAAGAAGGAGUGAUCGAACCCGAGGCCUCGCGAUGAACUGGGUGAACUGUUUUUCAAAAGAGAAUUUAAGAGUAUAUAUGUGUGUAUAUGUAUACAUGUGGAUAUAUGUAUAUGUAAAUAUAUACACAUGUAUGUGAGAGACUCCUUCGACGUGCCACUUUUUUUCGUCAUGGUAACAAAGACGACAGACUAGAUUCACUAGAUCACUUCCCCGGUUCCCGCUCGACAUCUUGGACCCGGACUGAGUUGUCAGGCUGCGGGGGCCGGUCGCUGAGUGGAGGUUGGAUUUUUAAAUGGCUAGAGCGUGCGAGCUAAUGACACCGCGAAGUAUAGAGGGAUGAUGGAGGAUGGAUGGAUGGGAGUCCAGAGCAUCUUUUUUCCGUAUAUCUAAAAAAAAAUCUGCAAAAUCGAGAUGCCUCCUUGCCGAGGAAUGAAACUAGAUUCUAGGACACUUCCACCACCACUUGAAAUGACUGUUGAAUAGAACAACAACAAACAAAAAAACUAUAAUAAAAAAAAUUUUUAAUGAAAGAGACUCGCCAACUUUUUACAUUCCUAUAUUUUAACCCAAAUUUACAAGUAUUUUGUGGUGUAUUAUAGAGAAGCUAUUACUCGUUUUGUUUUAAAGAAAAAGAAGGGGAAAAAAAUAAAAAAGAAUAGAGAACUUUUGAUUUUUACCUUACUAUUGGAGAAAAAGAAAAAAGCUUGCUAUGUUUCACUGUCGCGGUUUGAUAUGAAGCAGAGUUGUUUAUCUGUCGUACGUGAGCCUAAAUAUGCUUUUGUCUCUUGUAAAUACAUUGGAUUGAUUUCUGUUCUUUAUUUUGCUAAUGUUAACAGAUGUUUCUGGUUUUAUUGUAAAGUUGAUAAUAGUAAAUAAAUGUUGGUUACCGGCCA
Messenger RNA from Pseudoliparis swirei, 1944 nucleotides. It is a transcript of the gene marcksl1b, whose product is annotated as MARCKS-like 1b. The record is from RefSeq and is a predicted model, not a curated record. NCBI's taxonomy places the organism in Eukaryota, Metazoa, Chordata, Actinopteri, Perciformes, Liparidae. Gene Ontology annotation, molecular function: actin filament binding; calmodulin binding. The coding region runs from base 365 to 1063 and encodes 232 amino acids. The transcript has 2 exons. Gene Ontology annotation, biological process: actin filament organization; central nervous system development. Gene Ontology annotation, cellular component: plasma membrane; cytoplasm.